Molecule: messenger RNA, 1410 nt
Organism: Magnolia sinica
Lineage: Eukaryota; Viridiplantae; Streptophyta; Magnoliopsida; Magnoliales; Magnoliaceae
Product: UDP-glycosyltransferase 91C1-like
Exons: 1
Coding region: 1-1410 (469 amino acids)
Molecular function (GO): UDP-glycosyltransferase activity
Source: RefSeq, a predicted model, not a curated record
AUGGAAAAACAAGGAAACCUUCACAUUGUGAUGGUGCCGUGGCUAGGUUUUGGCCACAUGAUCCCCUAUUUAGAGCUGUCCAAGUGCUUAGCUCAAAUGGGCCACCGUGUAUCCUUCCUUUCCACCCCCAGGAACAUCGAUAGGCUGCCAAGUGUCCCUCUUGAUCUACGCUCCCAGAUAAAUCUCGUGAAGCUUACCCCACCUCCCGUCGAUGGCCUGCCUGAGGAUGCUCAAUCCACCGUUGAUGUCCCUCCUGAUCACUUGCACUACCUACUUAAGCUGUUGGAUGAGCUGGAAGACCCCUUAUCAGCUUUCCUCGAUGGCGAUCCAUCACCGGAUUGGAUUAUCUACGAUCUGUUCGUUUACUGGGCCCCACGCGUCGCAGCUAGGUAUGGAAUACCCACCGUUGUCUUUGGAUCGGUGAGCGCGAUGACCUUCUCAAUGAUGGGCCCCCCAUCGGUACCGAUGGUUCCGCAACCGAAGAAGCCCGAGAAAUCAACCGGCCCACCUCCGUGGGUCCCAUUCCCCACGAUUGUGGUUCAACGAUACUACGAGGCCGUACAAAACGCGAAGACUGCAAGGACCUGUGCAUCGGGUUCGGAUCUGACCGUUGGACACAGGGUAAGGACUACACUCCAAGGAUGCCAUGCCGUGGCCAUACGGAGCUGCCCCGAAUUCGAACCUGAAUGGAUCCGACUCCUUCGAGAGCUGUACGACAAACCCGUUUUCCCAAUAGGCUUGCUUUCGCCGUCUAUCUCCGAAAUCAACGGUACGCAGCAUGACACGUGGGUGGACCAGGACCAGGAGUGGCUGGACACACAAAAACAGGGGUCUACAGUUUACGUUGCAUUUGGGAGCGAGUUUCAACUCAGUAAAGAACAAAUGACUGAGUUAGCAUUCGGGUUAGAGAUAUCCGAGUUUCCCUUCUUUUGGGCAUAUAGGGGGGACCCACGCCUACUUCCACUUGGGUUCGAGGAGCGGACCAAGGGCCGUGGAUUCGUCCGCUUGGGGUGGGCCCCACAAGUUAGGCUCUUGGCACACGUGUCAAUUGGGUGUUUCUUGACACAUGGGGGGUGGAGUUCGACCAUUGAGGGUCUUGCGUUAGGGAAGCCGCUCAUCAUGCUAUCCAUGUUCGGUGAUCAAGGCCUGAAUUCCCGCGCGAUGGAAGAGAGGAGAGUUGGAGUUGUGGUGGAGAGGAACGAGCAGGACGGAUCUUUCACGCGAGAGGCAGUCACGAAGUGUUUGAAGCUGGUGAUGGGAGAGGAUGAGGGUGGGCCCAUCAGAUCCAACGCUAGGGAGAUGAUGAAGAUCGUUGCUGAUAAGGAACGCCACGAUCAAUACAUCAAGGAAUUUGCAGAUUACCUCAUACAGCAUAGACGCAGAGACGUUGUACCAGCUCAUGUACGCUAG